CCUUAACAUAAAAGCGACACAGAUUGUCCAUUGAGCCGCUGUUUUUGAAGUCCGACGACAAGGGCUUCUUCAGGACAUUUAGUUAGUUUAAUAUGAGCGAUAGAAAAAGUCGCAAUGCACCUCGUGGAAUGACCGAUGAUAGAGUUAGAGGAGUGGUCAAGUGGUUUAACGUUAAGGCUGGAUAUGGCUUCAUUACUCGGUCUGAUACCUCAUCCGAUAUAUUCGUGCAUCAAACAGCUAUUUCGAGAAAUAACCCAGGAAAAAUGCAGCGCUCACUUCAGGAAAAUGAAGAAGUUGAAUUUUUUGUUGUCGAGGGAGACAAAGGUGUAGAGGCCUCUGAUGUCACUGGGCCUGACAGAAGGCCGGUAAAGGGUAGUGCCUAUGCCGCAGAUCGUCCUUACGGGCGAAGCCCCAGGGAGUAUGGAGCGCGCGGUGAUAGGAACGACUCGAAUGGUUAUAGAAGCAAUGGGUUUGGAUCGUAUCGUGCAAGAGGGAGAGGACGCGACGGACCCAGGGUUGGUGGUGAUUUCUCAAGGAGAUUUGAAGAACGCAAUCCACGGGAUCGCAGCCGUGGAUAUGGAGUGAGGGAUAAUGGUGGUUAUUACUCUAGCCCAUACUAAUUUCAAUCUAUGUUGUACAUAUUGCAUUUUUAAUGCCUAAUUUGUACAUUUUAUCUCGUAAUAUCUUGUUCUAGUUGAAAGUCAUUUUUCUGUGGAUAUCACGAUAUAUGCAUUUAUAUGUAUCUAAAAUAAACUUGCAAUUUUCGUUUAAACCUUGGAAGUUAAAAACUUAGUAACUGCGUCCAGUUCAGGUAAGCUUCGCUUAGAGCAUGUGUCUGUUACAAAUCGAAAAUAAAUUGGUUCUAUAGAAAACUCGAAAAAUGCUCGUGCAUCAACAUAGAAUCAGGUAAAAUCUAUUCGAUAAGUCGUCCUCUCGCAAAGAAUUCGUACAAUACCCACAAUCAGUGCCAAUACGACUCAUUCAUUAAACACUGGCUCGACUUUAACUUGCACUGUUAUGCAUUAGUCGUGUGCACAUUCCCCAUGGUACGUGUAGCUGUUGCACUAACUAGAUUCAUCAGUAUAUUUGCUUCUCGAGGCUCUAAUGGUUCGAUAACGAUAUAAACACGUUCAUGUUGUCCCUUCUUCAUUUUAGGAAGCUAGGGUUAAAAUAUUAAUAUAGUUUAAGCUAUUACAACUUGUGCAUCUUGUUAAAUGCUUCCGUUUAGUCAUCAACAUACCCGUUAAUAUGUUGCACAUUCAUCUUGAACUAAUUACCAGAAAGCGUAAUUAAAGAAUUUAACGGUAUUGUAAGGUUUGUAAUUAUUUCAGAACAUAUUUUAAGCAUCUGAAUCAGUCUUCCGCUAAUGGAUACACUUAAAUUGUGAAUAUUUUAGCCCUCGAUUAGUGCUGAGAUGAUAUGCUUGCACAUGAUUCUAGACUCACUUCUGUCGGCGUUUUCCAGAUGCUGGUAAUAAUGCUGACUAGACAACAAUUUUUGUGAUCUACUUCGGAUGUAUUAUGUGACGGUACUCUUAUCGAAUCAUUUUCAUGGUAAAAACUUUGUAUUACAUCACUUAGGUUGUUUACCUUAUUAAUGUUCACAGUUAAGAACAACAAGAGAACGCCAAUUUAUUCCAAAUAAACACGUGAAAAAUUUAAUAAAAACUCAACAUGGCCUUUAUAUACAUAGUUUAACUAAUUCAUCCCGGAGUUGUUUCUCACUCGCAAUUUUGUCCAAUUGGUUAUAUGCCAAAGCUUUUCCGGAUGCUUGUUCUGUUUUUAGUUUCUCAAUCUGCGUCAAUUUCUAUUAUUAACCAGGGGGAAAUAAUGCAAAAUAUAACUACACCAAGUUGUAAUGUAGAUAUUUACUGUUAUAAUUUGUAAUCCGACUUGCUUUUUACCAUUUUUUAUGGUUAGUAAUUCUGUUAGGCGAUGUUAGGACUAAUGGAGAUUCAAUAUUCCUUUCAUAUUUUCAUGUUGUAUGAUCAAUCAGAGUGGCGUCAAUGUAUAAAAUUAAAUCGUGAGAUUAAAUUUGCUUUCUACCUUUCCACUAACUAGUUUGUCACUGUCACUCAACCACAUGUAAAUGAAAUCCGUCGUGCGUGUAAUAAACAAGGGAUAAAAGUUUGUAGGUAAACGGCUACACUAAUCGAGGUUAUUGAGUCAAUUCACACCCAUAAGUGUAAUGACGAUUGAUAAGGCUUAUGUAUAAGGUAAAGCAUGUGAAUCCAUAGUUUAAAGUCGUAAGGGACAUAUUCCGGAAUCGAUCACAAUACACCUGUUUAUCGAAGCCUCAAGUAUACUCUGUCAAUCAUCAUCUGCAACUAUCUGAACGGACAUAUCUUAGUGCUAGUUUUCUUGUUGUUGAUUACGUCUGUUCCAGUACAAAGGAAAUGUAUGAGACUUUGUUUAGCUUAUAGGUUACGGACAGUACGAGACUUAAAGUAUUGAAUAAGUGUAAGCUAAACGUUCACUAACUCCCGUUAAUACAAUGUUAUGAGUAACGAUAGAAACAACCGCUAUAGCAAAACUAUGCACUGUUUUUUUGUAGAAAUGUCAACUGACAUUCACAUCACUGACGAAUACCACCUCCAAAGGAGAAUGUAAUGGGCGCAAUAACUGCUAGGUGACUAAAGAGAACUUCUCGUUUCAAGUCGUGAAAACAAAAUUACCAAUAUAUUACUUUACAGUCUAUCUGAAAUUACCAGUAGCUAUAAUGAUAAAAUGCAAGGGGUUGUGACAUUGUAGUAGACAUAAUAUCGAACAUAUGUAAAUAAAGAGAUUGGAUAGAAUGCGACAAUGAACUCACUUUGUGUAUCUGGUUGACUUGCUUUUGGUUCUUUGGGUCUGAUGCAACUGGGUGGGUGCAUUUAUGAUUAGAUUUAUUCGAAGAAAAUGUGGUUUUUUGAUUCGAACCAGUAGCUAAACAAGAUUCAAAAUAAGUUAGCGAGUUCUACAAAACUUGCUUUCAUCACGUCUUAAUUUUAUAUCAUUCAUAAAAGAGCUUCUGAGUUGAGAGAGUUCAUUGAACUCGACAUCAUGACUUUAUGGAAUAGAAAUAAAAAGAUUGUCAGGUAGUGAAAAUAAUUGGGGUAAAUUAGCGAAUCAAGUCUCACACAAGGAUGGAAGAAGGUGGACCAUAAUAAGUCUAGUACUGGGCAGUAAAGCCAUGUUUCAUAAGCAAGUAAGCUUGCGUGACUCCGUGGUUAUAUGAUAAAAAAAACUAGUUGGUGUUUACUAGUAUGUAGUUUCAGCACAAAAUGUGGUCGUUAUUAAAAUUUCAAACCAAGAAAAUUACAGGGAACCCAAAAGCAUUAGACAAUCAUCUCGUCGGAGUCUGGUUCACUUCAGGAGUGCGCCACCGGGACCCACAGUGUCGCAAACGCUUAGUCUCUUGACCUUUGGAGUCAAGGUCAAAUCUCCUCAACUAAAUCAGUACGGCAACACGAAGUUGUGAACAUCAAAUUGAGUCGAAGUAGUCUUCGUAUUAAUAAUAAAGAGAAAGGCUUGACAUUAGGAUGAGUAUGUCUGAAAACAACAGAUAUGUUCGAGUUUGAAAAAUACGAAUUAAUGAUAAAAGUUUUAGAAAUAAAGGGGCAAAAAAGUCCCUUACAACAAAUAGCUUUGUGAGUUUUCAACAAUAAUUUCUUUGAAUACGCCCAUGAUUGAAGGUACUCGGUCAGGAAUUUGCACCCGAUGCCUUUGGACACCCAGUGCUGUGCAUUUCUUACUAUAACUAAGCUUACAUUUUAAUUAUUGCAACAUAUGACUCGCGUGUUUUUGCGCUACAUCACCCUUGACUGACUUCGAGAUCAUUACGUAAGAGAUUGCGGGUAGUAGUGCGUUAAACCUUGCGUAUCGUGACAUCUUUGGAGGGAAACAGAUUGUAAUAACGAUCUGUUCUGAAUCAUGUAUCACAGUGAAUUCACCCACUGGUCGCUUCUGUCAUGGGUGAUUCUAACCAUGUAAUUCAUGUCAACCAUGAUAGCUCGAUUCGACAAUAAAUGUUUUUAACGAUAAUAAUCUAACCAGGCCGGUAUUGUAUACCUACUUAGGCGGUGGUUCAGUUCAAAUGACGUAACCAUCUCAAUUAAUGAUAAGUCACAACCUUAUUAAUCAAUACGCCAUCAUUAGUUAGCUUCAGCAAUACCUCAGAGACAACCAUGACAGUUACAGACUAGUACAUGACGUAAGGAAUAGCAUUUGUUUUAUAAGACUGUUAUUUAGUGACUAGAAAUCUUGAUUGGCAUAAUAAAUUCUUCGAUCGAGAUAGUCAAUACACUAGCAUGAAUUCUAAACAUGUCCUGAUUUGGACCCCUAAUGAGAUGAAUGUACAUAGUAGGAUGAUACGACUGUCUAAUGUUAUCUACUCUUGUUCGAAUCAUUUACUACAGUUUGAUUUUUGAAACUAUGCUUUUCUGAAAAUUGUUGUUGCAAAAACUUUUAAAAAAGGUAGUUACAAUGCUUGUUUUGAAUAAAGUAUGUUGAAUAAUUGGUUAAUUUCAUUGUUGAGACAGCUAAUUCACGUACGCGCACAUGACUUUUAAAUACUAUGUUUAAUCCUCUUAUUAUAAUAAAAGUAUAUUACUAUUCAUACAUACAGUUCGAUUUGAUGUUUAAAUUUUUUGACUGACAUUUAAAUAGUUCAAUCAAACUUGCAAGCAUCAAUUCCAUUUUAUACAUACAAAGUGAAUUAAAACAUGUUUUACAACUGCCAAAGUUUUACUAAUCAUUACAGUUAACUGUAAAUAAAUUAAAUGAUCCCUUUAACCAAUCCUAGUUGGCUUUUUUUUCUUAGCAAUGUGACCUUCUAUUAUUGUACUAAAUGUUGAAAACAGACUUAUUGGUCUAGGUCACAUGCUUUGUUUACGAUGACUAAUAUAGACAAUAUACACACAUUUGAGGUCAUUACUGUCAUUUAGUUGGUUAUGACUUUUAAUACAUAAAAAUCAGUUGUAUAUGAGAAUUAUUGAUUAUUUUUUUUAUUUACUUUUAAUAAAAGGCUUAGUUGGAUUAGAAGGUGUUCUAUGUCCGAUUUCUUUCCAAAUAAUAAGAUAUUUAUUAUUUUUUGAUUUAUAUGGAAAUAAUUUCCGAAAGAAAAACAACCCUUAAAGUAAUAAAUCAAUUAACAUAAAUAGGAAAAAUUAUUUCAGUGAACUUUAACGUUUUCAGCCAAGAUUAAUGAAUUAAAAAAAACGCUUUAAACUUUCAUUCAAAGACUCUUAAUUAUUCCAGAACUAAGUCCACUAUAUGCGUUUUUUUAAUGUUCACAACAUAAGUUAAUUGAUAGGUAUCAAAACAAAAAGGCUAACCAUACAU
This is a messenger RNA of Schistosoma spindalis, 5321 nucleotides long. NCBI's taxonomy places the organism in Eukaryota, Metazoa, Platyhelminthes, Trematoda, Strigeidida, Schistosomatidae. The record is from the annotation of a GenBank genome assembly.